AUGACGCGUGACCUCUUCGCCCUAGACCACCAGCUACACACCAACUUGCCACCAAGGCAUUCAUCGCGGAUGACACCAGAAACAGGCGAACAGCAGCAGCAAGCACCCACAUCCAACCGCUUCUCACGUCGUCUCUCCUCCGUCCCGCGCGACUUGCGCAAUUCCUUCGAAAACGUCUCUUCGCGUCUCAGUUUCUCAAAUGCAUCAAGACACGCAUCUUCUGGACAUCGCAAGACGUUAUCAGUCUUGGAAACAGACUCGGCGAGCCAUGUCAAGUCACACGAGGGGUUGAAUGGUGCAGGACCUCGAAGACCUUCUUCAUCCAUGGGCAUGCCAGCAGCAGCGUCUUCACACAGCGACCCAUUCACGGCAGGCCCACCACAACGCAGUACAAGCGCCAUGUCCAAUAGUGACGCUGCCUCCAUACACUCCUCAACAGGCAGUAUCGGGCCCACUUCUGGUCGAUGGUUCGAACGGCUUCGUCGCAACUCAAAUCGCACAGUCUCCAGGGAAAUCGAUACGGCCCUUGAAAAGGCCAAUGAAGCAGCAGCGCAUCGCUCACAUAACCCAUUUCUAAGGAAACGAUCUAUUGCGUCUGUUGUCUCUGUGACGGCAUAUCAUGAGCCUGGUCGUAAGAUUUUGGGAGCGACGCCAGCACAAGCUGCAGAGAUGGGUGGUGUGGCAUCCAGCGCGUCAUCUUUGCUGCCAGCAUCGUUCAUCAGCGAGUCGCGGGAUGUAGAGGUACCGUAUGUGGUGGAUGCCUGUGUUGCAUACCUGCUUCAGCACGAUGCAAUUUCAAUGCCUGGACUAUUUCGCGUGAGUGGAUCGAAUGCCGCGUGUCGGGCACUGGCGGAGUACUUUUCACAUUUCUCAAAUGAGGCAGCAAGGAUACCCCUGAAUGAGAUCGUAUUGCCAGGCGACCAGGUGCUCUCCGUGCAUGACGUUGCAUCGACCCUCAAAAAAUACCUCACAUUGCUACCAGGUGGUCUAUUCGGUGAGAGUGUCUUUAUGGAGCUUCAAGAACUCAGUGAAGAAGAACCAGGUCAGCGCAGUGCCCGGCAUAUCGCUGAAGCACUCACAGAGAUGACAGACCCCUUGAAACUGGCAAUUUGUCAAAUACAGCUCGGUUUGCUUGCAACGAUUGCAGAACGGACAGUCACGUUACGUGCAGAAUCGGCACAGGCUGAGCAUGAAGUGGGGUAUAUGACUGGCAAGACACUUGGUAUUGUCUUUGCGCCUGCGUGUCUUGGCGCAACGGCGCCGGGUCAUUCUAUGCAAAGCACACCUAGUACAACAGGACGCAUGAGUAAUGAUAUGCGGCGUUCUUCAACCUCACAAAGCGACUAUUCCUUCAAAUCAGAUGCAUCGACACAGAUCGAAGAAGCUGUCUUGCAAGCGAAACAAGCUGGUAAAGUGGUGGAAAUGCUCAUUGCACACUGGCAGGAAGUAGUUCCACUCCUAGAUCAGCUGACUGGAUCCGAUGCACUUGGUCAGCAACGACCACGCUCAUCACGGAGUUCUAUGGAUUACGUACGGCGAGGCCACGUUGAUUCUGAUAUCGCGAGACCGUUGGAUACGAUUAUGGAUAGUAGUCCACUCAAAUUGCCGCCGCCAAAAGAUGCACGCCGCAAUGAACAUGCACGCAAUAUGAGUGUCGAUACCGUCACCCAGGGUUGUACGUGUGACAAGGCAAAGCAUCGUGAGAGUGCCAUGGUCAAGGGACUUGAAGUCAAGCUGGCCGCGAGCGAACAGCAGCGGUCGCAAGCACUUGAGCAAAUUGCGACGCUUGAGCUGCAGGUGCAAGCAUUGCAGCGAGAACUGGCAUUGGGUAAGCUACAAGUCCAUGAGGGUCCUUCUGUUUCAACAGAUGCCAGGGAAGGGUAA
This is a messenger RNA of Protomyces lactucae-debilis, 1884 nucleotides long. RefSeq lists its product as uncharacterized. The coding region runs from base 1 to 1884 and encodes 627 amino acids. Gene Ontology annotation, biological process: small GTPase-mediated signal transduction. The record is from RefSeq and is a predicted model, not a curated record. Gene Ontology annotation, cellular component: cytoplasm. NCBI's taxonomy places the organism in Eukaryota, Fungi, Ascomycota, Taphrinomycetes, Taphrinales, Protomycetaceae. Gene Ontology annotation, molecular function: GTPase activator activity. The transcript has a single exon.